This is a messenger RNA of Oncorhynchus kisutch (coho salmon), 4709 nucleotides long. Its product is annotated as chemokine-like protein TAFA-2. The transcript has 5 exons. NCBI's taxonomy places the organism in Eukaryota, Metazoa, Chordata, Actinopteri, Salmoniformes, Salmonidae. Bases 708 to 1145 code for a protein of 145 amino acids. Gene Ontology annotation, molecular function: receptor ligand activity. The record is from RefSeq and is a predicted model, not a curated record.
UUGGUGUGGUCUGGGAACAGAUGGAUUCUUGAUUAAGUUUUUUAAUGAUGAGAAAGCCUCCUGGCGUGCUAAGCAGUCGGUAGGCCUAUCAUGUGAAAACUGGUCUCUUGUGCCCUCAGCUGUGGUGUAAUUUAGCUUUGGAGAAGGACAUACCAAUCACACAUUUUGCCCACUGGCGACUGCAUGCAGAUAUGAUACCUAACCUGAAUGUUUAGUCUAUUCGUCUAUCAAUGAGAAGAGGACAUCUCUGAAGCCCGGGAUGGAAUACAUUUCAACAGCAGUGAAAGUUCUCUUUCUUUUCUUUUUCCACCUCGGACUGUAUCUUGUUCAAAGCAAAAGUCUGGAGUGGAGCGACGUGUCACGCGGUUUUUCGUUUCAGUAUUUACACCAAACGAGAGGCGGAGUACGGAAGAGAAACAAACUAAACGGAAACCAAUAAUUAUAUCUAGGAGGGGACUGUUUUUCAACCGUUAUUCCACGCCUAUUGCGCAUCGAUGUGGAUAAUACUUUCUCUACACUACAGACGUCUCACUAGGAACCAGUUGUUAGGGGUUAGUACGAAAUUAGCUAUAUAAAAUCAAAGAAAGAUAAGAACAGAUAGAUCAAUGUGUAAUUUAUCAUGCAUAUGAGAAUUACUUAUAAACUGUCAGGUGGAUGGACCGCAACUUCAUAUCAGGAAAGUAGCCACUUUCGUAUCACAAAUAUAUAUGGCUAUAAUUUGUAAGACUAAGACAAAGGUUAUUAGCUGUGAGAUGGCGUGGUCAGUACACUGGGGCCUCCUCCUGCUCUGCAUAGUGAUCCUCUACUGCCAACCAGUGUCCACCGGCAACUACAGCUCCCGGGGGCAGUCAGGUUCGUCACAGGUAAAGACAGGUACCUGUGAAGUAGUGGCUGCCCAUCGCUGCUGCAAUAAGAACAAGAUUGAGGAGCGCUCUCAAACAGUCAAGUGUUCCUGCUUCCCUGGUCAGGUCGCCGGGACAACAAGGGCAAUGCCCUCUUGUGUUGAAGCAUCCAUCGUGCGUCAGAAGUGGUGGUGUCAGAUGCAGCCCUGUCUGGAGGGAGAGGAGUGUAAAGUACUGCCGGAUCUCACUGGCUGGUCCUGCAGCUCUGGAAACAAAGUCAAGACCACCAAGGUGGCGCGGUAGCAAAAAACCCCACCUCAGCCAGUCGACUGAGACCCUGAACGUGCCACGGCCUGGCCAGUUGCCAAUCACACACAUUUUUUGCUUUGAAAAAAAGUGAAGAUCUGCUUCAGUCCCCAGAAUAUAAUGAGGAAUACAAUAGCAAAUGAGCAGCCCUAUCAAAUGAGUAGAGUGACUGAUGUGAACUCAAGAGGAACGCCUAUGUCAUACAGUACUCAUCCUUACUUCCCUGACUGUGUCCUCUGAGAGACAGAGAUGGGUUUAGCCAUGGCAGCCAGCUCCUACCUGAGACUAACAGGCAGAUAAAAAAUAUAGCUUGGCAAGUCUUUCAAUGGGAUUCCAUAUUGUGUUCUGUCUUUCUGUGACAGAUAAAUGCUGAGCUGGGAAUUGCUGUAUGCAUUCAGGCUAAGUUUUGGAUGAGCCACACGCAGAGACACAACUGGACAAUGUUUCAAUAAAUAGACUGUGAACUUGGACCAAUGGCUUUAUGGAGAGAGACUCUUGCCUAGACUGUCCCAUUAAGCAAUGUGCCCUGCUAGUGACAAGUGGAAGCGCCUUCGAUUUGGGAAUUCUUAUUGAUACAAUAUGUGUAGAGAUUCAGCCACACACACACACACACACACACACACACACACACACACACACACACACACACACACACACACACACACACACACACACACACACACACACACACACACACACACACACACACACACAUGUGCACAGAGAGCUUUUCAUCUCACCCAGUUAGACAAGCCACCACCUGCAAGGAUGCGAUGGCAUGCAAAUAGACAGAUGCAAAACAACGGCUGUUUGAAAUGCAAAUCACGAGGAGAGGAGGAGGGAGGAAAGAAGCUUCUUCACUGCCGAGAGUAUUUACAUCACGCUUUAGUUUGUCUUUCCAACUCCCGUCUCCCAUGGAGAGGACCUCUGUAAUAGCAAUGAUGUGAAAUGGUGCAGAAAUGUCUGUGCCUUCAAGCAAAUUGUGUCUACAAGCAAAAUAGAACAGUCAUUCUAAUGUAAUUUACCAUUCUUACUUUCUGUCUUCUCAACACUUUUGUACAUCUGCGUAUACUCAUAAUAAUUGUCAUUCUUUUGUUCAUUCUUAAAGUAAUUUCAGAAUUCAGGAGCGAAGUUUUUACAUUUUACCACUACGUUGUCGAGUUGUUUUGAUGAUACAGCGCUUCAAUGAUACAGUAAACCAAUUUCUUCCUAAAGCAACAUCACAUCAUGACAACCCAUCAGAACAUGACAGACAGCCAUUUAUGAGUAAAACUCAACACAAAGAGUUGUUUGUUCACAGGUUGGCAUUUAUUGUAAGGAUUGUUGCCCUGGAGGUGACUCUGCAAAGUGGUCACUAGCCGACACAGCCACAAAGUCAGAAAACCUGUUUUUAAACAUAACCUUAGCCCUAACCUUAACCACACUGCCUACCGUAAUGCCUAACCCUAACCUUAAAUUAAAAUUUAAAAAAGCAUAUUUUAGUUUUCAUGAAUUCUUACGAUAUCGACAAUUUGAUUUUGUGGCCGGCCCAUCUAGUGGAAAUCUCUCAGUUCUGACUACAGGGCAAGAUUCAUGACAAUAAACGUCAGCCUGCUUGUUUGCUCACCACUGCACAAAUCAUUACCUUGUAAAAUUAUUUGGCAUUUACAUCUUCUUAACUGUCACAAAUGGUCAUAUGUAAUGUCAUGUUUGUGACAGAAUCAUUCAUGCUAGUGUAUAUGAUGUCUAACCUAACCUACAGAGAUUUUGGGGAGAGGGGUAAAUUGAGAUUUGUUUUUACAUUCAGCAUCACCUCGUCAAGGGAAAUAUAGUAUUAUUUCUAAGAUAUCUACAUAUAUUUCAGGAUGUUGUGUUUCCCUGGAAAUAAUCCAAAUUAAUGUAAACAUUACCGUUUUGAAAACAUAGCUUGUUCCAAGAAAGUGUUCUCUUGGCAUAACUUACCCCGUUUAUGGUUUAAGUUGAGCUCCGGGACAGGGUGAAUUAAGUUGAGCCGUGGGACAGGGUAGUUAAGUUGAGCUCCGGGACAGGGUAAAUUAAGUUGAGCUCCGGGACAGGGUAAAUUAAGUUGAGCUCCGGGACAGGGUGAAUUAAGUUGAGCCGUGGGACAGGGUAAGUUAAGUUGAGCUCCGGGACAGGGUAAAUUAAGUUGAGCUCCGGGACAGGGUGAAUUAAGUUGAGCCGCGGGACAGGGUAAAUUAAGUUGAGCCGUGGGACAGGGUAAGUUAAGUUGAGCCGCGGGACAGGGUAAAUUAAGUUGAGCUGCGGGACAGGGUAAGUAAAGUUGAGCCGCGGGACAGGGUAAAUUAAGUUGAGCCGUGGGACAGGGUAAGUAAAGUUGAGCCGCGGGACAGGGUAAGUUAAGUUGAGCCGCUGGACAGGGUAAGUUAAGUUGAGCUGCGGGACAGGGUAAGUUAAGUUGAGCCGCGGGACAGGGUAAGUUAAGUUGAGCCGCGGGACAGGGUAAGUUAAGUUGAGCCGCGGGACAGGGUAAAUUAAGUUGAGCCGCGGGACAGGGUAAGUUAAGUUGAGCCGCGGGACAGGGUAAGUUAAGUUGAGCCGCGGGACAGGGUAAGUUAAGUUGAGCCGCGGGACAGGGUAAAUUAAGUUGAGCCGCGGGACAGGGUAAGUUAAGUUGAGCCGCGGGACAGGGUAAGUUAAGUUGAGCCGUGGGACAGGGUAAGUUAGUUGAGCCGUGGGACAGGGUAAGUUAGUUGAGCCGUGGGACAGGGUAAGUUAGUUGAGCCGUGGGACAGGGUAAGUUAGUUGAGCCGUGGGACAGGGUAAAUUAAGUUGAGUCGCGGGACAGGGUAAAUUAAGUUGAGCCGCGGGACAGGGUAAGUUAAGCCACCUGAAUGAAUGAAAUAUUACCACUACCUUUUUAGAACCAUGUCUAUCUUUAUUUCCCAAACACAAUUCAACAAAAUCACAAUCACUUCUUUUGUAUUUUAAUAAUUUUAAGUAUCUUUUAACACAGGCUUAACGCCUAACAAACCCUUUGUACUUUUUUAUAAACACGUUUAGCAUAGGCCAGGUCUUGUUGUUAUCUCAUAUCCCAGUGAUAAUGCCUUGCACUAUGCCUGGGAAGAAAACACUUUCAUUUGUAAACGUACCCCAAGGCAAACAUGUUGACUAUAUUAGCCCACACAGCUACAAGGAUGCACUUUCAUGCUAGGUUUAGGACCUCAUAUUGAGACCCCAACUGAAGUAUUCAACAUUCUUAAAAUAUCUAGUAGUUUGGUUUAGAUCCAAACAUGACGAAACCUGAAACACAAUAAAUUCAUUUGACUUGUUUAAAAUCUGCUUUCUGGACCUUCUGAAACUUGCUUAGCACUUUUCCAUGUGGUUUCUUCCUUUACGGACUCCAUUAAAUUAAUCAUUGGUCAAAUGAUUCAUUUUGCGUAUUUUGCGUUUACUAGAAACAAGGGUGGCUCAACGUACCCCACUCUCCCCUACUCAACAUUAACAGUUCACAAUUAUUUCUGUUCCAAAUGUAUUCAUCAUAACCGUCUCCUAAUAACCCAGAGAUGACACAGCUAAUUAAUAAAGUGUGAAUAUGAUAAA